UACCAACUAAUACAACUUGCCUUCUUUCUCCCCUUUUUCUUCUUCCUUCUUAUAUCUUCCCCUGUUUUCUUGAGUUUUUUUUUGCUUACUUAUACAAAUUUCAAGAGGUUAAAUAUUUUAUCUAAAAAAUUCUAACUUGGGUUUUUAUAUUUUAGUGAUAAAGUUAAGUUUUUGGUUCUUGAAUCUCUACUUGGAUCUUCUUCAUAUUGGUGAAUUUUUCCAUUACUCUACUACAAGUAAGAGGUAACUAUGACAGAAUGGUAUUAUGGAAAUGAUGGUGAUGUCGUUGUUCAAAGAGAUCAAGAAUACUUUGACAGGCUUCCAUCACCUGAUAGUUGGUCACAAUGGGAAACUCGUGGAAUAGGAGGGAACUCUGGAUGGCCAAACACCUUUGAUUCAGGUAACUUUGCAAAUGCAAAACCUCAGCAACAAACGUUGUUUGGUAGAACUGGCAACAAAGAGAUUAACGGAGUUCAAUCUCAUGACUCGAGCAAUUUUAGAUCAUCAUCUGAAGAUCCUCAUUUUCUUCGUAGAGCUUCUGCUGCUAGUGCUCGUUCUGAUUACUACUUCAAUGACCUCGCAGAGACUGAUUCAGCGGAUGACAUAUUCUUGAGUUCCUUGCUUGAAGAUGAUGUUCUCCCACUGCAAUCUCUCUACAUUGGAAUGCCAUCUGAAAGCGAUUCAACGAACAAAAUGAUGAAAUUUCAAAGUAUUUCUUGUGAUACAGAUGGAGAGGGAAACUUGACGUGCUUCACAAAUCCCAACCUCUCUUGUUCACAAAGCUCAGAUAAUGAGUAUUCACAUGCAUCUAAACUUAGAACUCGAAACAACUCAGGCCGUAGUAGCUGUCCAUCAGUAGAGGUACCGGAGACUAGGGACCAGGUUCCGUCUAACCAUGAGGAACAAAUGAAGACGAGGAAAUUAGAGGCUAAUGAUUUGUCGUCAAUUGAAGAAUCGGUGCUGAUGGGGCUUGAGACUGUCCUAAACCAGUUGAGUGAUGAGACCCGAAUUUGCCUUAGAGAUUCCAUGUAUCGACUUGCUGAACACUCAGAGCAGCAAACAUCAAAUAAUGCUAUGGCAGACGAGCCUUCAUUGCCUGAAACUAGUGAUGAGUGCUCAAGAUCAAGAACAAUGGAGAUACCUGAAUCAGAAACCAAUGUAAUCGACAGAGCUGUAGCAUACAUGAUGUUUAACAAGGUGAAUGAAAAUGAACAAGAAUAUGUUCCUGCAUUAUCGCCUGAAUAUGUUCAUAAUGGCAUGAACUUUGCAGCAACAAGAGACUCUGAAUCUUCUGAUCUAUUAGCGCAAUGUGAAUCCUACCAGUCAGAUUUCGGUGCUGUUGAAAACACAUUCUAAAGUUUCGACAAAACAUAAUGUAUAUACUUUACUUAAUUUACUUAGGUCAUCAUGCAGGUGCACUGAAUUAAGUUGCAUUUGCUGAAGUUUUGAUCAUUUGCUCACAGUAUAUGAGCUAGUUAGUCAAAUAAGUUGAGGGUGUUAGUUUUGCACAAUGUACUCUAGUUUUAUAUACAUUGGCUUGGUUUACGCGCGAAACAACUAGUCUUGACAUGAAUAUGUGAUCUGGGAUUUACUUUUCCUCUAUUGAACUUCUGAUUCAUUUCUUGCGAGUUUA
Messenger RNA from Chenopodium quinoa (quinoa), 1633 nucleotides. Its product is annotated as protein LNK3-like. Gene Ontology annotation, biological process: circadian rhythm; regulation of DNA-templated transcription. NCBI's taxonomy places the organism in Eukaryota, Viridiplantae, Streptophyta, Magnoliopsida, Caryophyllales, Amaranthaceae. The coding region runs from base 250 to 1356 and encodes 368 amino acids. The transcript has 6 exons. The record is from RefSeq and is a predicted model, not a curated record.